AAAACUUUUGGACAUUUUAUGAUCUGUUAGAUUCUCCAAAUCUUAGAUUUAUUAUCAUUACAAUGAUAAAUCUUAGAUUUAUUAUCGUCACAAAUAACAUGUGUUAUUGCAUGUCAACAUUAACUGCAAAUCUUUCGGUUACAAUAGGAUACUCUCCCUCUUCAAACCUUGACCUUGACGUCUUCUUUGAAAAAAUAGUUAUCUCAUGCAAUUAGAGUAAACUACUUCUACAGUUUUAGGAGAAAAAGAGUUCAGUCAUGAUAAGAACAGCUGCGGCAGCGUUAUUUGCUGAAAUCGAUUAGAAUUCGAUUUGAAUUAAUUUCGUGCACGUUUAUCCACACGGAUAGGAGAUGACCGCAGCGCCGAACGCAGGCACCACCAAACCGUGAGCUUUUAUAAUACACUUGAUCAUGCAUUUCUAAGGGAUCAUAUAUAGUUUAAGUUCGAGCUGCCACUUCAAUGCCAUUUUCAAUGCAUGCGGUACAUAUGGUAUAUAGUUACGCAAGGAUCUUUCCGUGUCUAAAACCGGCCGGUUGAUUGAUAUUAUUACCGAGUAUCUCUAUUUGCUUAGAGGUCAGAUUUUCAUGACUAUUACAGAUCUUUCCGUUUCGCACUCUCCAAUGAUCUGAAAUUUGCAGUAUUCGAUCAUGAUUAUCUUUGCCUUGUACCAAAACUAUGAAUUCGAUCUACUGUCCAGGUAUUGAGUUCGCAAUUGGCGCGUUAGCAGCUGUGGGGGCUGGAUUCUUCACGAAUCCGGUCGACGUGAUAAAGGUACGGUUGCAGUUACAAGGGGAGCUAGAAGCGCGUAAUACAUACAGAAAAAUUUAUAAGAACACCCUGCACGCGGGUUAUGUGAUUGCGAAACACGAGGGCGUGUGUGCCUUGCAAGCUGGCAUCGUACCGGCUCUGUAUUUCCAAGUGGUGCUUAAUGGAAUACGAUUAGGAGCCUACAAUACAGCGAAGAAAUACGACCUAAUCACCAACGAUAAAGGGAAUACUGAUGUUCUGAAGACCGCGUUAUUUACUGGAACAGCUGGCUCUGUCGGUGCUGUUCUUAGUAGCCCGUUCUACAUGGUGAAAACGCAAUUGCAGGCGCGUUCAGCACAAUCUAUAGCCGUUGGCUAUCAACAUAAUUAUACCGGCACCUGGUGCGCGUUCAAAUCUCUAUGGAAAGAAGGCGGCAUAAUCGCUUUGUAUCGCGGCUGGUAUGCUAACAUACCACGCGUUUUUGUCGGCUCUGCGACGCAAUUAACUACAUUCGGUUUGGCUGCGGAUUGGUUACGCUCGUUACAAGUGAGUAGUUUAAACAGAGCGGCAAUAUUAAAUGAAGAAUGUUUUAUACUUUCUUCCUUUUUAAAGAUGUUUACAGAUCAACCGAUACUUCUGACUUUUUUGGCUUCUGUGAUCGGUGGAAGUUGCGUGGCUCUCACUAUGCAACCGUUUGAUGUCUUAGCAACGAGGUUGUACAACCAAAAGACGGACGUGAGCGGAAAAGGUGCACUGUACAACGGAUUUUUGGACGCAAUCAUUAAAAUACUACGAACAGAAGGUCUGAGUGGUCUGUACAAAGGAAUUUUUCCGACAUGGAUGAGAAUAGCACCGCACACGGUGCUUUGUUUAGUAUUCUAUGAAAAGUUAGAUCAAUUGUACACUGUACUUCAAAAUUAACAAUUGUAAAAUACGUAGGAAGAAUUUUAUAACUUUUGAAAUAUUAUAUAAAAUGUAAUAUAUAGUACGAAAAAAAUAAAUAAAUUUCUUACACGGGCA
Messenger RNA from Frieseomelitta varia, 1767 nucleotides. Its product is annotated as solute carrier family 25 member 35-like. The record is from RefSeq and is a predicted model, not a curated record. The transcript is spliced from 4 exons. NCBI's taxonomy places the organism in Eukaryota, Metazoa, Arthropoda, Insecta, Hymenoptera, Apidae. The coding region runs from base 676 to 1668 and encodes 330 amino acids.